CUCUCUCUCUCUCUCUCUCUCUCUCUCCACUACACAAUCCCACCCACCAUUUUUUUCUUAAGAAAAAAGAAAAAAAUGGGGCGAAAAUUAGGAACUCUUCCCCUCUUCUUCUUCGUCGUCCUCCUCCUCGUCUUCUCCUUGCUCCUCUCCAUUACGACGCCAUCGUCGGCGGAGCGGAGCGGCGGCGUCGGCGUCGGCGACGACGAGGAGGCGGCGGCGCGGCGGCUGCACCGGGAGUGGGCGGCGAGGCACGCGCGGUCGUACGGCAGCGCCGGCGAGGCGGAGAAGCGGUUCGAGGUCUUCAGGGAGAACCUGCGGUUCGUGGAGGCGCACAACGGCGCCGGGUCGCACUCGUUCCGCCUCGGCCUCAACCGCUUCGCCGACCUCACCAACGACGAGUUCCGCUCGCUCUACCUCGGCCUCCGCCCGCGCCGGCGCCGGCCGGAGGUGCUGCGGCUGCGGCGGUCGCCGGAGUCGGAGGAGGAGGCGACCCGCCGCGGCGCCGAUCGGUACCGGUUUCGCGACGGCGACGAGCUCCCCGACGCCGUGGACUGGAGGGAGAAAGGGGCCGUCGCCCCAGUCAAAGAUCAAGGGAGUUGUGGAAGUUGCUGGGCAUUUUCGGCUGUCGCUGCUGUCGAGGGGAUCAACCAGAUCGUCACCGACGAUCUGAUUGUGUUGUCUGAGCAAGAGCUAGUCGACUGCGACACGUCCUACAACCAGGGCUGCAAUGGAGGCCUGAUGGACUACGCUUUCGAGUUCAUCAUCAACAAUGGCGGCAUCGACACUGAGGAGGACUAUCCCUACAAGGGCACUGACGGCAGAUGCGAUCCUUACCGGAAAAACGCGAAGGUUGUGAAGAUCGAUUCUUAUGAGGAUGUUCCGGUUAAUGACGAGAAGUCGCUGCAAAAGGCGGUGGCAAACCAGCCAGUUAGUGUCGCCAUCGAAGGCGGUGGCAGGGCGUUCCAGUUAUACGAAUCGGGAGUUUUCACUGGAUACUGCGGUACCUCGCUCGAUCACGGAGUGACUGCGGUAGGAUACGGGACCGAAAACGGCAAGGACUAUUGGAUCGUGAAGAACUCAUGGGGCAAGUCGUGGGGGGAGUCGGGGUACAUCCGGAUGGCCCGCAAUAUAAACUCGGCCGCCGGUAAGUGCGGGAUCGCGAUGGAGGCGUCGUACCCGAUCAAGAACAGCCAGAACCCUCCGAACCCCGGCCCGUCGCCCCCCUCCCCUGCCGCGCCCUCGUCCGUCUGCGACAACUACUACUCGUGCCCCGAGAGCACCACCUGCUGCUGCAUGUACGAGACCGGCAGCCUCUGCUUCGCGUGGGGGUGCUGCCCGUACGAGGACGCGACGUGCUGUGACGACCACUACAGCUGCUGCCCGCACGACUAUCCGAUCUGCGACGUCGAGGACGGGCUCUGCUUCAUGAGCAAGAACAACCCAAUGGGAGUGAAGGCUCUGAAGCGCACCCCAGCAAAGCAUUACUGGGCUUUCUCGGGAGCUGAGGGAAAAAGGAGCAGUGCUUAAGAACAAGUGUGAAAUGACCAAAAUGCCCAUGCAGAGGGAGUUGGAGGAGCAUAAUAACUUUUAGUAAUUAGCUGGAACUUUAUCAUGCAAGCCCCUGUCCUUUCUAUGAAUCUUAAAUGGUUGUUGGUUUAUUAUUGGGUUUAUGGUACUAUUUAGAAUUUCUUCAGAUGCUCUUGUACAUAUAUUUUAUAUUACGAAAUUGGCUUAUUAUGAUCAGGACAAUUUGUAUUGUUUGCCUCUGUAUUAUUUGCUUCCAAACUUUAUGUAAAUCAACUCCAUUGGCUUUUGAAUGCAGCUCCUUGAGCCAUAUUUUAAAUUUUAU
This is a messenger RNA of Ananas comosus (pineapple), 1849 nucleotides long. Its product is annotated as oryzain alpha chain-like. The coding region runs from base 76 to 1527 and encodes 483 amino acids. The record is from RefSeq and is a predicted model, not a curated record. Gene Ontology annotation, cellular component: lysosome. NCBI's taxonomy places the organism in Eukaryota, Viridiplantae, Streptophyta, Magnoliopsida, Poales, Bromeliaceae. The transcript has 5 exons. Gene Ontology annotation, molecular function: cysteine-type endopeptidase activity.